UGAUAAGUGUCAAAGGCGACAAAAAAACAGGGCGUUCUGCUAUUUCUGCUCUUCAGUGCAGAAACUUCCCAUGUGUGCACAGUGUGGCAAAACGAAAUGUAUGAAGGCUUCAGACUGUGUCAUAAAACAUCCUGGUGUUCACAGCACUGGAAUGGGCAUGGUGGGGGCCAUAUGUGACUUCUGUGAGGCCUGGGUUUGCCAUGGGAAGAAGUGCUUGAGUACCCAUGCCUGCUCCUGCCCUCUUUCUGACGCAGAUUGCAUUGAGUGUGACCGCAGCGUUUGGGAACAUGGUGGUCGCAUUUUCCACUGCUCUUUUUGCCACAACUUCCUGUGUGAGGAUGAUCAGUUUGAACACCAGGCGAGCUGUCAGGUCCUGGAAGCAGAGACUUAUAAAUGUUUAUCUUGUAAUCGUCUCGGCCAGCAUUCUUGUCUCCGAUGCAAGGCUUGUUUCUGUGACGAUCACGCUCGAAGCAAAGUGUUCAAGCAGGAGAAAGGCAAGGCUCCUCCGUGCCCAAAGUGUGGACAUGAAACUCAGGAGACCAAAGAUCUCAGCAUGUCCACCCGAACACACAAAUUUGGCCGGCAGAGUGGCGGCGACGAGGACGGAUAUGGUGCAUCUGGAUACAGCUCCUACUGGAAAAAUCUGGAAUCUGGUGGGGGAUACAAAGAUGAGGAGGAUAUCGAGGAGGACGAUGACUUUGAUGAUGAUGAUUAUGAAGAGGAGGAAGAUGAUGACGACGAGGAUGAGGAGGAGGAAGACGACCCAAAGGUGGAGGACACGCUCUCAAAUCUGAGUUUGGAAGCAAGUGGAAAGACCCAAUAAAACACACACAAUACGUAGAUGGGAUUCAGAAAUUCAGACAUAGGUGUCAUCUAAGAAUCUGAGCUUUACCGUGUCAGAUAUUUGGCCUUUUACUUAAGGUUUUCUGCAUUGCAUUGAUAUGAAUGUGUGCAUAAAUGUCUGACGUUGUCACCUUUUU
Messenger RNA from Sinocyclocheilus rhinocerous, 980 nucleotides. RefSeq names its product zinc finger protein 330-like. Lineage: Eukaryota; Metazoa; Chordata; Actinopteri; Cypriniformes; Cyprinidae. The transcript is spliced from 8 exons. Gene Ontology annotation, cellular component: nucleus. Bases 71 to 823 code for a protein of 250 amino acids. The record is from RefSeq and is a predicted model, not a curated record. Gene Ontology annotation, molecular function: zinc ion binding.